GCUACCAUUCUUGCAUCAGAUAAAGCUACUAUUUGUCUGCUGGCUAGUAAUACCUCGAUUUAAUGGUGCAUACUAUGUCUACAAAAGCCUUGUUCAUCCGUGCUUAUCUGUGGACCGACAAUCUGUUGUCAAGUGGUUGAAUAAGCCUAAGGAUGAGGUCUCUCUCAAACCCGAAACCUUCCUAGCUGUGGUUGAGACAUAUGUUCAAAAGAAUGGUACUGAAGCAUUGGAGAAAUUCAUGGCUAGUAAGUCAAAGGAUUCAAAUUCCAUUCUCAUUGUGGAAGAAAUCAAGUCAGUUGCAAAUGCAGAGGAGAAAGAAGUGGCGACAAUAGUCCAGUUCAACGAGCCAAACAUUGUUCAGAAAGAUGUUAAAACUGUGGGACCAAAAGAAAAAAAUGCAGCAGCAGCAGCAGCCGUGAAAUCGUGCAAAGAGCCAAACAUUGCUCAGAAAGAUGUCAAAGUUGUGGAACCACCAGAGCAAAAUGCAGCAGCAGCUGCAAAAAGGACUGAGAAGAAAGCAGUUGCAGCGGUGGAGGUCGAAGAAAUGAUAGAGCCAAUAGCUCGUAAAGAGGACAAGUUUCUGGAGCCACCAGAGAAAAAUGCAGCAGUUGCUGGAAAAUGGACUGAGAAGAAAGCAGUUGCAGCAGUGGAGGUCGAAGAAAUGACAAGGCCAACAGCUCCUAAAGAGGACAAACUUCCGGAGCCACUAGAGAAAAAUGCAGCAGCAACUGCAAAAUGGACUGAGAAGAAAGCAGUUGCAGCGGUGGAGGUCGAAGAAAUGAUAGAGCCAAUAGCUCGUAAAGAGGACAAGUUUCUGGAGCCACCAGAGAAAAAUGCAGCAGUUGCUGGAAAAUGGACUGAGAAGAAAGCAGUUGCAGCAGUGGAGGUCGAAGAAAUGACAAGGCCAACAGCUCGUAAAGAGGACAAGCUUCCGGAGCCGCUGGAGAAAAAUGCAGCAGCAACUGCAAAAUGGACUGAGAAGAAAGAAGUUGCAGCGGUGGAGGUCGAAGAAAUGACAGAGCCAACAACUCGUAAGAGGACAAGCUUCCAGAGCCUCCAGAGAAAAAUGCAGCAGCAAUUGCAAAAUGGCUGUCUGAAUGUGGGGAAUGCACUUGGAUUGCCUAGUUUUGAUACUGAUAAGAAAGCAGUUGCAGUGGUGGAGGUCAAAAAAAUGACAGAGCCGGCAGCUUGUGAAGAGGACAUGCUUCCAGAGCCACAUGCUCCGAAGAAAGUUCAGAAGGAGUGGACUUGUGCUGUAUGCCAGGUGACAACCACAUGUGAGGCAAACUUGAAGAGCCAUCUUCGAGGACAGAAACAUAGGGCAACGUUGGCUGAGCUCAAAGCUAGUAAGCAGGCAGCCAAAAACACCCGUUGCAGCAACAGUGAGCAAUUCAAGCAGAGAAAUACUAGUACUAGUAACGCUGGGACGAAGCUGUCUAAACUGUGGUGCAGUAUAUGUGAUAUAAGGUGCCCUGAAAAGAUUCACAUGGCCGCUCACCUCAAAGGAAGUAAACACUUGUCCCGGAUUAAAAAGAUGUUCGAUCUUUGUGGUGGCGAACAAGGGUGGGAGUGUGGUAUCUGUAAUGUAAGGUGUUCCGCAGAGAGUGUCAUGGUUGGUCACCUUAAUGGAAAGCAGCACUUGUCCCGGGUUGAACAGAUGCUCAAUCCAGUAGAUGGCCAACCGGGGUUCUGCCGUAUUUGUCAUGUAAUGUGUUCUGGGGAGAUUGACAUGGCUGCUCACCUUAAUGGAGGGAAGCACUUGUCCCGGAUUCAAGAGAUGAUCAAUCCUGGUGGUGCCCAAUAA
Messenger RNA from Ilex paraguariensis (yerba mate), 1804 nucleotides. The record is from the annotation of a GenBank genome assembly. NCBI's taxonomy places the organism in Eukaryota, Viridiplantae, Streptophyta, Magnoliopsida, Aquifoliales, Aquifoliaceae.